This is a messenger RNA of Trichophyton benhamiae CBS 112371, 1017 nucleotides long. Its product is annotated as 3-beta hydroxysteroid dehydrogenase/isomerase family protein. Gene Ontology annotation, molecular function: oxidoreductase activity, acting on the CH-OH group of donors, NAD or NADP as acceptor. NCBI's taxonomy places the organism in Eukaryota, Fungi, Ascomycota, Eurotiomycetes, Onygenales, Arthrodermataceae. The transcript is spliced from 7 exons. The record is from RefSeq and is a predicted model, not a curated record. Bases 1 to 1017 code for a protein of 338 amino acids.
AUGACUCGCAUUCUUCUUACCGGCGGAAGCGGCUUCAUUGCUGCACAUGUUCUUGAUACCCUGCUAGAGCGUGGUCAUUCUGUGGUGACCACUGUUCGGUCUCAGGAAAAGGGUCAAAGAAUCCUCGACGCCCAUCCACAAGUCGGCAAGGACAGGCUUGACUUUGUGGUAGUUGAAGACAUCGCACAGCCAAACGCAUUUGAUAAGGCUGUUAUUUCUGAGCCUCCGUUCGAGGCCGUCAUCCAUACUGCUAGCCCCUUCCACUUCAAGAUAUCAGAUGCUAGAAAGGACCUCCUCGCCCCAGCCGUCAACGGAACUACUGGUAUCCUUCAUGCCAUUAAGAAAAGUGCCCCCUCAGUGAAGAGAGUUGUCAUCACCUCUUCAUUCGCUGCGAUAAUUGACCCCGCAAAGCCGAGUAACUAUGUCUACUCUGAGGCAGACUGGAAUCCAAUCAAAGAGGAGGAGGUUGACAAGAGCCCGAUUUUUGGGUACCGUGGCAGCAAGACCUUCGCAGAAAAAGCAGCAUGGGAUUUCAUCGAAAACGAAAAGCCUGGAUUUACCCUCGCAACGUGCAACCCGCCCCUUGUACUUGGCCCUGUGGUUCAUUACCUGGCCUCAUUGGAUGCCAUCAACACCUCUAAUGAGCGCAUUAGUGAUUUGAUCACUGGAAAGGGCAAGAACAGCUGUCCACCCACUGGAACGUCUCUCUGGGUGGAUGUGCGUGACGUUGCAAUGGCUCAUGUCCUCGCAGCCGAGAAGGCGGAGGCAGCAAACAAGCGAUUCUUCCUUGUUGCCGGCACUUAUUGCAACGCGGAUAUCGUUGAGAUCAUCUCUGAGAAAUUCCCUGAGUUACGAGACAAACUGCCAUCUGGUGACGCCCUCGCGCCGGGUCUUGUACCGCUAGAGCAGCGCUUUGGAUUUGAUACCUCGAGAUCGAAAGACGUGCUUGGGCUGACAUAUCGACCAUUGACUGAAUCCGUGGUGGAUGCGGUGAAGAGCCUUCAAGGGCAUUUGUAG